This is a messenger RNA of Alligator sinensis (Chinese alligator), 3420 nucleotides long. It is a transcript of the gene ANKRD6, whose product is annotated as ankyrin repeat domain 6. Gene Ontology annotation, biological process: regulation of gene expression. Bases 359 to 2731 code for a protein of 790 amino acids. The transcript has 17 exons. Lineage: Eukaryota; Metazoa; Chordata; Crocodylia; Alligatoridae. Gene Ontology annotation, cellular component: nucleus. The record is from RefSeq and is a predicted model, not a curated record. Gene Ontology annotation, molecular function: protein binding.
GACGUUUUUCUUGUGAUUUCCCAGUUGGUGUUAUAAAAGGAUACAACAUGAUCAAGGUGGUGAUGGUCACCCACCCAUAGUUGGCGAAGAUCUUUUGAGGAAACACCUGGAGAGGCUCAAUAUCUACAAGUCAGCAGGACCGGAUGAACUACACCCGAGAGUGCGAAAAGAAUUGGCUGAUGUCAUCACACGACCAAUGGCAAAGGUCCAGAAAAUGGCAUAGUAAUAAAUUCACCUUCCAGUGACCUGGAGUCCCUCUUUGGCAUCUGUGAACACUGCUUGGACUGAUCUGAAGCUUUUGUUUUGGACUAAAGGAACUUGCCCACUGCUUGCCCUGAAAACCUUUCUCUCCUAAUUCAUGAGCCAGCAGAAUGCGGUCGCUGUGCUUUCAGAACGCCUUCUCAUAGCUGCAUACAAAGGCCAAGUGGAUAAUGUGGUGCAGCUUAUCAACAAGGGUGCCAAGGUAGCAGUUACCAAGCAUGGCCGGACCCCUUUGCAUCUUGCUGCCCAUAAGGGCCAUCUCCGUGUUGUCCAGAUUUUGUUGAAGGCAGGCUGUGACCUUGAUAUUCAAGAUGAUGGUGACCAGACGGCAUUGCAUCGGGCGGCUGUUGUAGGGAACACAGAUGUAAUAGCAACUCUUAUUCAAGAGGGGAGCUCUUUGGACAGACAAGACAAGGAUGGCAAUACAGCUCUUCAUGAAGCAUCUUGGCAUGGAUUCAGUCAGUCUGCCAAACUGCUUGUUAAAGCAGGAGCUAAUGUUCUUGCCAGAAACAAGGCAGGUAACACACCUCUGCACUUGGCUUGCCAGAAUAGUCAUUCUCAAAGCACUCGUGUUCUGUUACUUGGAGGAUCUCGGGCAGAUCUCAAGAAUAAUGCAGGAGAUACCUGUUUGCACGUUGCUGCUCGUUAUAAUCACUUGCCCAUCAUUAGGGUACUCCUCAGUGCUUUCUGUUCUGUACAUGAAAAGAACCAGGCUGGAGAUACUGCACUACAUGUAGCUGCUGCACUAAAUCAUAAAAAGGUGGUUAAACUCUUACUGGAAGCAGGAGCUGAUGCGUCCAUUGUCAACAGUGCAGGUCAGACACCUCUAGAGGUUGCCAGACAGCACAAUAAUCCAGAGGUUGCUCUUCUCCUCACUAAAGCAUCUCAGGUCUCACGUUUUAAUCGUGGAAGAAGCCUGAGAAAGAGGAGAGAGAGACUGAAGGAGGAAAGGCGAGCUCAGUCUGUACCAAGAGACGAAGUGGUACAGAGCAAGGGCAGCGUGUCAGCUGCUGAUGACACUCAUAGCAGUGACCAGGCACCCCAGAGGAAAGAUCUGAAAGAUGAACCCCCGUCAGCCUCUCCAGAUCCCAGAGGAAAGAACAAAAAGAAGAAACUAAAAGGAAAGACUUCAGCACUCUCAGACCCCACUUCACCAGCUGACCAGCAGAUGCUCCCUGGUCCUCAACAGAAUUUGCCCAAACGGAGAAGUAAACACCGCUGCUCGUCGCCACCACCUCCACAUGAGUUCAGAGCCUACCAGCUGUACACACUGUAUCGUGGAAAAGAUGGGAAAGUAAUGCAGGCUCCGAUAAAUGGAUGUCGUUGUGAGCCCUUGAUCAAUAAAUUGGAGAAUCAGCUGGAGGCAACCGUGGAAGAAAUAAAAGCUGAGUUUGGGACAGUGCAGGAUAAUAUGAAUGCCAAGCUGGGUCAGAUGGAGAACAGAACUCAACAUCAACUCCGUGUUUUAGAUAAGCUGAUGUCUGAGAGGCUAUCUGCAGAGAAAACAGAAUGCCUUCACCGCCUUCAACAGCAUGCUGAACUGGAAAAAAAUGAGGGCGAGAAACGGCAGAUUUCUUUGGUGGAUGAAUUGAAAACCUGGUGCAUGCUAAAGAUUCAGAAUCUGGAGCUCAAACUUUCUGGAGAUUCUAGAUCUUCAAGACCAAAAUCAACUCUGUCAACUUGUGAGUCCCUCACUGAGACCCUGGAUACAGAGAAUCCCCAUAGUGCCAAGGAUGGUAAAACUAACCAGACGCCACUGCAGUCAGAGGGUUCACAGCAACAUUCCUAUAUCACUCUUCAGAACAGUCUCUCAGAAGACAUGGGCAGGAGUAAAGGCCAAACUUCAGAACAAAGUUUUGGAAAGCAUUAUUUUGUUCCACAAGACAGCAUGUCAGGUGGAGAACAACAAUUGGUAGCCACUGGUCCAGCUCCUUCUGCAGUUGCUCCUCAAGCUGUUAGGCCUAAGGACAAAGCUGUUAGCUCUGCUGCUAUCAACCGGUUCCAGCAGGAGCUGCCAUCGUCAGAGCUUUUAGGUUCCAAAUUAAGACAUGUUAAGGUACAAACUGCUUUGCAGCCCUUGACAGAACUUGCAAAGACUGAGCAACAGAGUGGCUGCUUCAUAAACAAAGGAACUCAGACAAAGAAAUCUAGCAAGAGUGGGCAGUCAAGACACAGGCCUCAGCAGCAGUCAGUAACACAUCCGACCCAACAGCAGCAGCCACCUGCUCUGCCUUCAGGUGAUCAUUCCACUCCUCAGAUCAGAGACACUUCCCAAGCGCUAGAGAUUACUCAGUACUUUUUUGAGGCUGUUUCCACUCAAAUGGAAAAGUGGUAUGAACGCAAGAUUGAAGAAGCUCGGUGCCAAGCUAAUCAGAAAGCGCAGCAGGACAAAGCCGCACUCAAAGAACAUAUUAAAAGUUUAGAGGAGGAGCUCAAUAAAUUAAGGACUAAGGUACAAAAGGAAAGCUAACAUCCAUGAAUCAGGUGCAGGAAAGGAGAUGUUGCAAGACUGGUUUUGGAAUCUGUUGGUAUACAGAACAUUGUGCAUGUUAGGUGCAAACAAAAGAUGCCCUUUUUAAGGAGCGAAAAUAAUGUGAGGUGUUCCAGUGACACAGAGCAAAAAUUCAGGUAGACUGUCUAUAUAGGCAAAAGUAUAUCUUUGGAGAGCAGACAUUUUCUUAAGAUGUAUUUUACAGUUACAGAUUAGAAGUAUCAGGUAUUCCCAUGAAAAAAAAUACCCAAAAAAUCACUUUCUGAAAGAAAGAAUGCUUUCAGUUUCCUGUUAGGUCAUAAACAAACACCAAAAGCCAAACUUUCUGGAUAGUUGUUUUCACAGACAAAUAUAAUUUUAUGGUGGUGUGGAACAAAAUUGAGAUGUAUACUGGGGAAAUCUUGUUAGAAAUGAGUUACUUCAUUACAGAGGCUUCCUACUGACAUUUUAUUUUCUUGGGUUGCAUUAUUAUAACAGUGUGUAACUGAUUUCCUUUUAACAACUAUUAUUUGAGUAUAUGAUUGGUGAGGAUAUCUGUACUCAAGUAACCUUUUUGAAAACUUACAGUAUCUUAGAGAAAGUGAAUGGCUAAUAUUUUCUUGAAUCCACACGACUUUUGUAUGCAUGCAAGAAGUCUUCACUCACUGCCUUUCUUGCAUGCAUACCAG